CGUCACAUUUCGCUCCCCGCUUACCCCUCAACCACCAAACUAGCCGGGGACGCCGCCGUUUUCAAAACGCCGGUGCCUCGGUCCCCCUUAACCACCGCCUUACAGCACCAUGCCCGCCACCCCACAUUGAAUACCAGCGCUCCAUUUUAGCCACCCACCGUCGAUCAUCGUGCACCAUAGGAAUGGCGCGAAGCUACAGAUUCUCGCUCCCCGUCGCAGUCGUCGUAACGGCGAUCGCUUACAUAUACUUCACGACGGUCUUCAUAUUCAUAGACCAGUGGUUCGGUCUAUGGUCCUCGCCCGGGAUGCUAAACGCUGUCGUUUUCACCUCCAUGGCAUUCCUGUGCGUAUAUAACUACGCGAUCGCCAUCUUCACCGAUGCGGGUCGGGUCCCACACACAUACCUUCCCGACAUCGAGGACUCCGAUAGCCCUAUCCACGAGGUCAAGCGCAAGGGUGGAGACUUGAGAUACUGCCAAAAGUGUUCCCACUAUAAGCCCCCCCGUGCUCAUCACUGCCGUGUUUGUAACAGAUGUGUUUUGCGAAUGGACCACCAUUGCAUUUGGAUGAAUAACUGUGUGGGUCAUGCAAACUAUAAGGUCUUCUUCAUCUUUGUUGUUUAUGCUGUGAUCGCCUGCUUAUACUCCUUGGUUUUGCUUGUUGGUAGUGUAACUGUUGAUGCUCAAAAGGAUGAGCAGAAAACUGAAGACUCGCAUAGAGUUUUAUAUAUCAUAUCAGGGUUGUUGCUAGUCCCACUAAGUAUGGCACUGAGUGUUCUUUUGGGCUGGCAUAUCUACCUCAUUCUUCGAAACAAGACCACCAUUGAGUACCAUGAAGGAGUAAGGGCUAUGUGGCUUGCGGAGAAAGGAGGGGAUGUCUAUUCACAUCCAUAUGAUCUUGGUGCUUAUGAAAAUCUGAUAUCUGUAAGAGCAUUCUUUCUCCCCUUCCUCUUGUUUCCUAAUUCCUGAUGCCCUUUAUCGUUUAUGC
Messenger RNA from Ilex paraguariensis (yerba mate), 987 nucleotides. The record is from the annotation of a GenBank genome assembly. NCBI's taxonomy places the organism in Eukaryota, Viridiplantae, Streptophyta, Magnoliopsida, Aquifoliales, Aquifoliaceae.